AUUGAAUUCCCUUUGGAAAUUAUGAAUUGUGUUGCCCACAUGUAAGGGAACGGUUGAGAGGUGGUCGAGUGGUGCAACCAAAUAGUAGGGAUAGUAGGACUAAGUGCAAUAUUGCCUAAAGAAGUGGGAGAGGGGAGGCAGCAAAGUGAAUUUGUUUCAGCAUACGAUGUCUUCGAUUUCGGCGCAGGGAGUGGUCGAACGAGCCUCCGCCGAAUUGUCGAAACGUAUUAACGGUUUGGGAUUGCGUUCGAAGCAUCACCAUGGUUCGACCAGUGAUGGCACAUCUUCUAAUUCGACCUCUAGUGCCGCCUCCAACACAACAACAUCGACUGGCAAGACCUCAGUGAUGGAGCGUGUAACGAAUGCUCUUUGUGGUGGUGGCAAUAGCUCCAACUCCAACUCCAAUUCUAACUCCUCCUCCUCCUCCUCCUCUUCGACAACUGUAACGACUGCCACCGGGCAAUCGACACCGGAUAAGCCAUCUCGUGGUAGUCAGAGUUCCGGUACCGGUGUUUCUAUCUCCGGUGCACAACAGCAGCAGCAGCAACAACAACAACAACAACAGCAGCAGCAACAACAGCAGCAGCAGCAACAACAACAACAACAACAACAACAACAGCAGCAGCAAGUGGCACCAGUUUCACAUCUAAUGCAACAACAAAUGGCCGGCUCCACACUGAUCAAUUCAAAUCAUUUGAUGAGCGGUGCUCCAGCGCCACCAGCCGGCCUACCCCUGGGUGCUCCACCCACGCCGACAGUGAAAUCGAUUGCCAAGCAAAUGAAUAUUACAAUUCCAGGAGGUAACUCGCCCACAUUUACCACCAUGGGCAUGGUGGCGGCUCAAAAGGCCGCUGCCGGCGGCACUGGGACACCGUUGCAAAUGCGCAAACAACUGCCCACUCCGCAUAUGCAUCAUCCGUACAGUCAGCUCAAUGCAUCUGUCGUGGAUCAGCAGCAGUCGGCAUUAAUACUCCAUAAACAGCAUCCGCCCCAUGUGCCGCCCCACCCGCCUCACACUCAUAUCCACAGCAUCGAUGCGCUGAUGCUCGAUGAUCGCUUCCUCAAUCGAUUUUUCCAAUACUUUUCGCCCUACGAGCGGCGUGUGCUUGCCCAGGUGUGCAUCAAAUGGCGGGACAUACUGUACCGCAGUCCGCGCUACUGGUCCGGUCUAUUGCCCACACUCCAGUGCCGCGAACUCCGCCAAAUGCCCGGCUGUGAUCGGGGCAAACUAUACAACUCGCUCAUACGACGUGGCUUUCAUGCCCUGGGUCUGGUUGGAGCCUCCGAUGAGGAUGCUCUCGAUGUGGUCCACUCAUUCCCGCUGGCCUCAAAGCAUAUACAUUCGCUCAGUUUGCGCUGCUCUUCGAUAAGUGAUCGGGGCUUGGAGACUUUACUGGAUCAUCUGCAGAGUCUAUUCGAACUUGAGCUGGCUGGAUGUAAUGAGGUCACCGAGGCCGGUCUCUGGGCCUGCCUAACGCCACGGAUUGUCUCCUUGUCAUUGGCGGACUGCAUCAACAUUGCGGAUGAGGCAGUGGGGGCUGUGGCACAGCUGUUGCCAUCUCUCUAUGAGUUUUCGCUGCAGGCUUACCAUGUGACAGAUGCCGCCCUAGGCUAUUUCUCACCAAAACAGAGCCACAGUUUGAGCAUAUUACGCUUACAGUCGUGUUGGGAACUAACCAAUCAUGGCAUUGUUAAUAUCGUGCACUCCUUGCCGCAUCUUACGGUGCUCAGUUUGUCCGGUUGCAGUAAACUUACCGACGAUGGAGUCGAGCUGAUUGCCGAGAAUCUGCAGAAGCUGCGCGCCCUGGAUCUCUCCUGGUGUCCCCGCAUAACGGAUGCCUCGCUCGAGUAUAUCGCCUGUGAUCUGAAUCAAUUGGAGGAAUUGACGUUGGAUAGAUGCGUUCACAUAACGGAUAUUGGCGUUGGAUACAUUUCCACCAUGCUGUCGCUUACGGCCCUCUUUCUGCGCUGGUGCUCCCAGGUCCGUGACUUUGGCCUGCAGCAUCUGUGCUCCAUGCGCAAUCUGCAAGUGCUAUCACUUGCCGGAUGUCCAUUGUUGACCUCAUCAGGUCUCUCGAGUCUCAUACAGCUGCGUCACUUGCAGGAACUGGAGCUAACCAAUUGUCCAGGUGCUUCGCAUGAGCUCUUUGACUAUUUGAAGGAACAUUUGCCGCGCUGUUUGAUAAUCGAGUAAUCAAUCCAAUGGAUGAAUCGAAUCGUAACGAAUCGAAUCGCUUUGUUGAAGAGAAGAUGGAGACAAUGGAUGAUAUUGAUUACCCAGUACGGAUUACUGAUUACUUUAUUUAACUAUAUAAUUAAACAACUGAUUUUAAUUUA
Messenger RNA from Drosophila willistoni, 2337 nucleotides. RefSeq names its product F-box/LRR-repeat protein 16. Gene Ontology annotation, molecular function: protein binding. The record is from RefSeq and is a predicted model, not a curated record. The transcript is spliced from 5 exons. NCBI's taxonomy places the organism in Eukaryota, Metazoa, Arthropoda, Insecta, Diptera, Drosophilidae. Bases 167 to 2194 code for a protein of 675 amino acids.